ACACUCCACUCUGGCCCGCCGCCCGGCACCGGCCAUCCCCCGAGCAAGAGGGCCCGGGGCUUCCCCGCGACCACCCCUCUGGACCCCGAAGACCCGUUCGGUGCGCACGGGGAACUCACUGAAGACGACCUGGAGGAGCUCGACAUCCUGGCGUCCCAAGCCAUGAGCCAGUGCCCCGUCGCGGCGCGGGACCUGUCCACUGUUCAUAAGGUCCGCAGAUUAGAUGGGAUGUCAAAAAGUCCUGCAGGGAGGAACAGAGAAAAUGCUUCAGUGAAAGAUAACUUCGAACUAGAGGUACUUCAAACACAAUACAAAGAACUUAAGGAAAAGCUGAAGGUGAUGGAAGAAGAAAUCCUCAUUAAGAACGGAGAAAUUAAAAUCUUGCGGGACUCAUUGUAUCAGUCAGAAUCCAUUCUGGAAGAACAGAAACGAUCACAUUUCCUUCUUGAACAAGAGAAAACCCAAACACUCAGUGACAAAGAAAAAGAAUUCUCCAGAAAGCUACAAUCAUUGCAGUCUGAGCUCCAGUUUAAAGAUGCAGAAAUGAAUGAAUUAAGGGCAAAGCUUGAGAGCAGUGAACGGGUGAAUAAACUGGCCGCUCCCUCCAUUCCCCAUGUCAGUCCUAGGAAAAACCUUUCUGUGGUUGUAAGACCCGAAGCAUGUUCCUCACAGUUUGGAAAAACAUCUUUUCCUACAAAGGAGUCUUUUAGUGCUAACAUGUCCUUUCCCCAACCCUGCCAGACAGAGCCAGGAUGCAAGUCUCUGCUCAACAGAGAGGAUAAUAAGACCCACAGUCUGAGAAGUAGUCCUGUAAAGCAAGAAGAGGUACAGAAAAGUCUUACUGGCAGCUGGAUGCAGAAAUCAAACACUGAAGGUUCCAUUUUGAUAAGCCUACUGCUGAAGCAGCCUUUGAUCUCAGGGUCAACUGUAGGUCUUUGCCACCUCCUGAGCAGUUGUUCUGAGGCUCCUACUGGCAACUUCUUGCAGCCUCUGGGGCUUGGCAGUAUCUUGGCUGUGAUUUCAGGCCUCAGAACCACAGGUUCUCGCAGUGGGGCAUUUUCCCCCUCAUCCCUGAGAGAAGCACAGAACCUGGCAUUCACUGGACUGAAUCUGAUUGCCAGGAAUGAAGGCUCAUGUGAUGGAGACCCAGCAGAGGGAGCCAGAAGGGCCUUCCCACUCUGCCAGCUUCCUGGAGCCGUGCACCUCCUUCCCCUCAUACAGUUCUUCAUUGGCCUACACUGCCAGGCUUUGCAGGAGUUAGCAGUGGCUAAGAGGAGUGGAGCAUCUGGGGACUCACCAACACAUACCUCCUGUGUGGGCUCCGGGGUGGAGGCCAACCCUGAGGACUUGAUUUGCAACCUGGAAGGCUUCUCUGUGGCUUCACUUAGCAUUCUUCAGCACCUGGUGUGCCACAGCGGAGCAGUCGUCUGCCUAUUACUGUCUGAAGUGGAGGCAGAUGCUUCUUCUGGGGAAGGAAACGGAAGCCUGGUUCACAGACAGACUUGUGGAGAUAUUAUCUCAGCCCCUACGAAGGCUGCCGAAGACCAAGGACAGCAUCCACUUUUGAAGAUGCUUCUUCACCUGUUGGCUUUCUCUUCCGCAGCAGGAGGUCACCUUCAAGCCAGUGUCCUGAGCCAGUGUCUCAAGGUUUUGGUGAAAUUAGCUGAAAAUGCUUCCUCUGAUUUCUUGCCCAGGUUCCACUGUGUGUUGCCAGUGCUGCCACGGUUCCUCAGCCCAGAGACACCCCUGCCUUGUGUGCUGCUGACAGUUGAGCUGCUCUCUCUCCUGGUGGACCACGAGGGCCUGGCAUCGCAGCUCUGUUCCCACUCGGAAGGCUGCCUCCUCCUCCUGCUGUACAUGUACAUCACUUCAAGGCCUGACAAGGGCGCCUCAGAGACACAGUGGCUUCAGCUGGAACAGGAGGUGGUGUGGCUGCUGUCCAAGCUGGGUGUGCAGAGCUCUUCCUCCCCAGUCACUGGCUCUGAUUGCCAGUGCAAUGUAGAGGUGGUCAGAGCUCUCACAGUGAUGCUGCACCGACAGUGGCUGACUGUGCGGAGGGCAGGGGGGUCCCCAAAGACUGAGCAGCAGAAGCGGACCGUACGCUGCCUGCGUGACACGGUACUGCUGCUGCACAGCCUGUCCCAGAAAGACAAGCUCUUCACUGUGCACUGUGUGGAAGUCCUGCAUCAGUAUGACCAGGUGAUGCCUGGGGUCAGCACACUGAUUCGAGGGCUCCCAGAUGUGAUGGACUGUGAAGAGGCAGCCCUGGAUGACCUCUGUGGCAUGGAGACUGAUGUGGAGGACGCUGAGAUGGACUGUGGCUGAGGUCCUUCACACCCAGCCAUAUGGUGGCACCAGCACCUUUGCUUUUCUCACCUCACGCACUGAUUAAAAUUAGGGACCAAGCAUUGUGGUACAUGCCAGUAAUCCCAGAACUUGGGAGAAUGAGGCAGGAGGAUUACCAUGAGCUGGCCCAAACAUCAG
Messenger RNA from Fukomys damarensis (Damara mole-rat), 2484 nucleotides. It is a transcript of the gene Atrip, whose product is annotated as ATR interacting protein. Gene Ontology annotation, biological process: DNA damage checkpoint signaling; DNA repair. The coding region runs from base 163 to 2325 and encodes 720 amino acids. The transcript is spliced from 13 exons. The record is from RefSeq and is a predicted model, not a curated record. Lineage: Eukaryota; Metazoa; Chordata; Mammalia; Rodentia; Bathyergidae.